Molecule: messenger RNA, 3612 nt
Organism: Clarias gariepinus (North African catfish)
Lineage: Eukaryota; Metazoa; Chordata; Actinopteri; Siluriformes; Clariidae
Gene: actr2a
Product: actin related protein 2a
Biological process (GO): Arp2/3 complex-mediated actin nucleation
Cellular component (GO): Arp2/3 protein complex; actin cortical patch
Molecular function (GO): actin filament binding
Source: RefSeq, a predicted model, not a curated record
AUGCGGAAGUGGAGUUGGGCGGCGCUUCCCUUGCUGAGGAAAGUUGGGCUGCCAGAUCAGGGCGGAUUCUCGGGUUUGGAUCUGAAGAUGGACAGUCAGGGCCGGAAAGUGGUGGUGUGUGAUAACGGCACUGGGUUUGUGAAGUGUGGAUAUGCCGGCUCUAAUUUCCCUGAGCACAUCUUCCCUGCGCUGGUGGGGCGACCCAUCAUCCGCUCCACAGCCAAAGUGGGCAACAUAGAAAUCAAGGACCUGAUGGUAGGGGACGAAGCGAGUGAGCUGCGCUCCAUGCUGGAGGUCAACUACCCGAUGGAGAACGGCAUCGUGCGCAACUGGGACGACAUGAAGCACCUGUGGGACUACACCUUCGGCCCCGAGAAGCUCAACAUCGACUCGCGCAACUGCAAGAUUCUCCUGACCGAGCCGCCGAUGAACCCUACCAAGAACCGAGAGAAAAUCAUCGAGGUGAUGUUCGAGACGUACCAGUUUGCCGGAGUUUAUAUCGCCAUCCAGGCCGUGCUCACGCUCUAUGCUCAAGGCCUGCUGACUGGUGUGGUUGUAGACUCUGGUGAUGGUGUGACUCACAUCUGUCCUGUGUAUGAGGGCUUCUCUCUCCCUCACCUGACACGACGACUGGACAUCGCUGGCCGAGACAUCACACGCUACCUCAUCAAGCUGCUGUUGCUAAGAGGUUACGCCUUCAACCACUCGGCCGACUUUGAGACAGUGAGGAUGAUGAAGGAGAAGCUGUGCUACGUCGGAUACAACAUUGAACAGGAGCAGAAACUCGCGCUGGAGACCACCGUGCUGGUCGAGUCCUACACUCUGCCGGAUGGCAGGGUGAUAAAGGUUGGGGGUGAGCGUUUCGAGGCUCCCGAGGCACUCUUCCAACCACACCUGAUUAACGUGGAGGGGGUAGGCGUGGCCGAGCUGCUCUUUAACACCAUCCAAGCAGCUGAUAUUGACACCAGAGCCGAGUUCUACAAGCACAUCGUGUUGUCUGGCGGUUCGACGAUGUAUCCCGGCCUCCCGUCCCGUCUGGAGCGUGAGCUCAAGCAGCUUUAUUUGGAGAGAGUGCUCAAAGGAGAUGUGGACAAGCUCUCUAAGUUUAAGAUCCGUAUCGAGGACCCCCCUCGCCGUAAGCACAUGGUGUUUCUGGGCGGAGCCGUGCUCGCCGACAUCAUGAAAGAUAAAGAUAAUUUCUGGCUCACCAGAGAGGAGUAUCAGGAGAAGGGCAUGCGCGUUCUGGAGAAACUCGGCGUGACCGUUAGAUAAACCACACACAUACACACACACACACACACACGCUUGAAUCAGUUCACACACAUUCAUACAGGGUGGCAUUUUGGCAGUGUAUAAAUGGGGAAAAUAAACAGUUCUACCUGAUUGUAAUAAUAAUAAUAGUAAUAAUAAUAAUAAAUAUAAUGAUACUUGAAUUUUACAGUUGCAGCGUUACAAUAUCAUCGCCUUAUUGGUGCAACUUUCUGACCACGAUGUGGACUUUUAAAGCUCUGAUAACGGGGAGGGGAAGGAAAAACGGUUAAGUCGAAUCCUCAGACGUUUUAAGUACUUGUUUAUGCUGCCAAAAUUAAUCCUAGGAUGGAACUUCUAUAUAUCGUUUCUCUGUCUCGCUCUAUCUUUCUUCCUAUGUUUCGUUGCCACGUGUCAAUUUUUUAUUUUAUUUAAAUCUUUUUGAAGGAUGUACAUCUCUCACGAACGACAGAAUGAAAGAAAGUUAAAAAUGUGUAAACUAAACUUGAAAAUGAAAUAAACUGCCAGGAGAUCAAAACAAGAACAUUGAACUGUGUGAGCUGUAAGAUGUUUAAAGGGGCAGUCUGUAACUUUGUUCCCUGACCCAGCGAUAAUCAUGACAUUUUAAUGAGAGUAAAAAAAAAAAAAUACAGUAUUGCUAUACCAUAGUUUUGGGGUGUUUUCUUUAUAUCCCUUUAUUAAUUUCAUGAUUCUGUUUACAUUUUUUAUUUUUUUUUGGCCCUGAGAUAAUCCCCAUAAAAGGCAACUUUAUUUUAAGAAUUGGGGUGGGGUUCCCCCCAAAAAAAAACAACAAACUGCCCCUUUAAAGUCAUAAUGAGAUGGGUGGCCCCAUUUUUUUUUUUUUCAAUGCACCGUGUUACUAUUUUGUCGAUUUUUCCUUUUUUGUUUUUUUCCUUUGUUUUCUUUGCUUGCCGAAUGUGCACAUACUCUUCUAGUCCACUAGAGGGUGCUAAAGUGAACAAAUUCAUUUAUGUUUAUCACCAGUUUAGUUUAGAUUAUAGUAUAGUGUAGGGAAAAAAACGAAAUUAGGAUCAGGACCAAAUUAUCAUCAUUCCCAUUUAGUGUUAGAACUGGUACAGGACCUUUCAGGAGCUAGUUUGGGGGGAAAAGAAGAAAAAAAAAAUCUGAUCCUGAAACGGUGUGAUAGUCACGACAUAGUCAUUAACAGGAAGCGUCUUUAACGUUUUCGUAUGGUGAAUAAAACUUGUUUCCAUAUUAAAAAAGUGUUUUUGAAAGAAACAUUAGCAGAAGCAGCACCGCCCUUACGACAUUCCCUCGUGCUAGCGGGGCGUAAAUGCGAGCGUUACUGAAGGAGCUGAACUUCGUUAAUCGCCUAUAGAGUUAGCAUCGCUGAACUAAUUAGCAUCACACUCGUUAUGUAAGAAUGUUUCAAAUGUUUUUCCACUUGCUUUUGAGCUUUUAUUUUGAUACGGUUCAUUUCCUUAGCUCAGCUCGCGUAAUACACGAGCAGGUUUUGUAGGUUUGCAAACAUAAGGAAAAUAGCUUACAGGGCUAAUUUAACAACACAGUGCUAAUAAGCCUAGCUAACAUUGGUGAAUAGUAUUCUUCGGUUAUAUUAGCAACAGCCAUACUUGGGUUUCAAAGGUCAACAGGUGGCUAACGUUAUCCAUCGGCUAGCUAGCGUAGAAUGAUAUCAAGGAAGCUGUCGAGGAACUAAAAGUCUGAAAUAAAAAAACGCUGGUUUAUUUAAUUCUCAUAUAAUGUUUUUAAAAUCAUGAAGGAUUUUUUUCCGUAUUAUUUUAGAUUAGCGUCAGCUUUUUAUCUCAGGAUUUCCGCCAUUUUGACCAGUACAUGUUGCUAUGGUGACAGGGUUACAUAGUAAAUCUACGGAACACACAUUUUGUUGAGUGAAAACCAGUCAAUCAUGGAUUGUUCACAGAGGUGAUAAUCACAAGCUAACCAACAUUAGCAUAGCGCAUAAUUGUAAGAAAAAAAAAAAAAAGACCUCCGUCUGCGUUUGCUGACUAGCGAUCCUCGUUAGCAUUGUUAUUGUACAUACCAGACCUUUAAACGUGAGGGCGGCCGUUGCUAAUAUGACCGGCGCUGUAAUUUUGUUUAGCGCUCAUGCUAAUAUUACUUAAGUAAUAAACUGUAUUGAUGAUGAGUAACAACAGCAUGAGCGCUUAUGAAAUACGCUAAUGGCGUAAAUAAACACGCGACGGGACGAUGAUAACGCAAUGCCAAGUGUGGCAACCUUUCUUUUCCUGUUUUUUUUUUUUUUGUUUUUGGUAUUUUGUUUGUUUUCUGUGUUUUUGUUUUGAUUUGUUUGUAGCAUUCUGCCAAACAGCUGGUUUAAAUAAAGUAAAUUCAUUUAUAAAUACA